AUGGAUGGUCAGUCAAAUCACCUCAACCUCUUCAACUCGAGGCCACAGCCGAAAAAGAAGAGAAAAUCCAGAACGGCUUUCACGAACCACCAGAUCUUUGAGCUGGAGAAAAGAUUUCUUUACCAGAAGUACUUGUCGCCGGCGGACAGGGACGAAAUAGCCAGCUCUUUGGGCUUAUCCAAUGCUCAAGUAAUCACAUGGUUCCAAAACAGACGAGCAAAACUAAAGCGAGAUAUGGAGGAGUUGAAGAAAGAUGUGGAAAGUGCAAAGGUCCUAUCGGCUCAUAAGAGCUUCUUAGAAAACGUGACAGAUUUGGGUAUUCUAAAGAAGAAAGCCAUGAGCAUAGGAGCGAGUGAGGAGGCGGCGACGAACCUUGUGGUGAACGCUUCGAAAUGA
Molecule: messenger RNA, 396 nt
Organism: Manduca sexta (tobacco hornworm)
Lineage: Eukaryota; Metazoa; Arthropoda; Insecta; Lepidoptera; Sphingidae
Product: transcription factor LBX1-like
Exons: 2
Coding region: 1-396 (131 amino acids)
Biological process (GO): regulation of DNA-templated transcription
Molecular function (GO): DNA-binding transcription factor activity, RNA polymerase II-specific; DNA binding
Source: RefSeq, a predicted model, not a curated record